Penicillium angulare is the source of this 915-nucleotide messenger RNA. RefSeq names its product RTA1 domain-containing protein. The coding region runs from base 1 to 915 and encodes 304 amino acids. The transcript has 2 exons. Gene Ontology annotation, cellular component: membrane. NCBI's taxonomy places the organism in Eukaryota, Fungi, Ascomycota, Eurotiomycetes, Eurotiales, Aspergillaceae. The record is from RefSeq and is a predicted model, not a curated record.
AUGGACAUCGUUUAUCAUCCAGGCGUUAAUGGAUCUGAUCCAUGGGUCGAAUUCUAUCCAUACACACCUUCCGCAACGGCAGGUUAUGCUUUCAUGGCCAUCUUCGGGAUAUCAACUAUAGUUCAUAUUAUCUUGACUAUUCCCUUCCGAUCGGCUUAUUUUAUUCCUCUAGUCCUUGGCGGUAUAUGUGAAAUAUUCGGUUACUACGGAAGGGCAUGGUCGCAUGAGUCCCGAACAGAUAUCAGGUCAUGGGCACUACAAGAAAUGCUUAUCCUUUGCUCCCCACCUCUCAUCGCAGCAACUGUUUACAUGGUUCUCGGUCGUAUUAUUCGUUCCUUCGACGCAGAGCAUCUAUCCAGCAUACGCCCAAAAUGGCUUACAUUCGUUUUCGUCACAAAUGAUAUCCUAUGUUUCUGUACACAACUUGGUGGAGCAGGUGUGCAAGUCACGGGUGAUCAGCAAGUAAUGGACAUCGGAAAGAAAGUCGUCCUAGCGGGACUUAUCUUCUCAUUGGUCGUUUUCGCACUAUUUGUUCUCAUUGCGGCGACUUUUCAUCGUCGACUUUUGAAAUCUCCGCCUGGGAUUCUUAUUAUGCAUCCUGGUCUAAAAUGGGCUCCUUAUAUGUGGGCACUUUAUGUGGCUUGUUUUGCUAUUAUGCUGCGCAAUCUCGUGAGAACGAUUCAGUUUGGAGCUGGGAGGACGGCCCCUGUUAACACGAGUGAGGUGUAUAUUUAUGUUUUUGAUGCAUUCUUGAUGUUUUUGUCUAUGCUUGUGCUUAUUGUUUAUCACCCUGGGAGAUUGAUUAAGAAGGCUCGUGGAUUGGCGAAGUUUGACUCUAAUAGAGACUCUAUGGGCGAUACGGGGAGUAGGCAUAUACUGUUGACGGAGUAUGAGCCGGGAAAUUCGAGAGGGUGA